UUUUUUUCUUCAUUGUUUUGAACAGGUCAAGAUGGCGGAGGAGGAGAGCAGGUUGAAGCACAGGAAUUACUGUGAUAAUAACUGCAAAAACCUUGUCUUGGACGAAGGUAGCUAUUAAACUGUAAGAUGUACAUGGAGUUCAGGACAUGUCCAUUCAGAAAGGCCUAAAAGUUCUGUGUGACGGCGAUGCAAUGCCCUUUGUAGAAGAACAGAAGAUGGCUGAGCCGGUCCAGGUUGUGGUGGCCAACGAGGAUGAUCAUGAGUUUGUUUUAGACGAGGUUACCCUGGAGCGGAUCUUGCUGCAGGAAAACAUCCGAGACCUCAACGUUGUAGUGGUGUCUGUUGCUGGAGCUUUUCGUAAGGGCAAGUCUUUCCUUUUGGAUUUCAUGCUCCGGUACAUGUAUAACCAGAAGUCAGAUUUCUGGCUUGGAGGGAAUGAUGAGCCCCUUACAGGCUUCAGCUGGAGAGGAGGUUGUGAGCGUGAAACAACAGGCAUCCUCGCAUGGAGUGAAGUAUUUGUAGUGGAGAAACCUGAUGGAAACAAGGUUGCUGUUUUGCUUAUUGACACACAGGGAGCCUUUGACAGUCAGUCCACUAUUAAGGACUGUGCUACUCUUUUCGCUUUGAGUACCAUGAUCAGCUCUGUUCAGGUAUAUAAUUUGUCACAAAAUGUACAGGAAGAUGAUCUUCAGCACCUUCAGCUUUUUACAGAAUAUGGAAGACUUGCCAUGGAAGAAGUCUAUUUAAAACCAUUUCAAUCCCUAGUGUUCCUCAUAAGAGACUGGAGUUACCCCUAUGAACAUGCUUAUGGCCUUGAGGGAGGAAAGACAUUUCUAGAGAAAAGGCUUCAGGUGAAACAAAACCAGCAUGAAGAGCUGCAGAAUGUCAGGAAACACAUACACUCCUGCUUCUCAAACAUCAGCUGCUUCCUACUGCCUCACCCAGGCCUCAAAGUUGCCACAAACCCCAACUUUGAUGGCAGACUCAAUGAUAUUGAUCACGAGUUUAAAAAGGAGCUGAUCAACCUUGUUCCAUUACUACUGGCCCCUGAAAACCUUGUUGAGAAGGAGAUCAGUGGAUCCAAAGUCACUUGUAGAGAUCUUGUACAAUAUUUUAAAGCUUAUAUGAAGAUAUACCAAGGAGAAGAACUGCCACAUCCUAAGUCAAUGUUACAGGCAACAGCUGAAGCAAACAACCUUGCAGCUAUUGCUGGAGCCAAGGACACAUACAACAAAAAUAUGGAGCAGGUAUGUGGUGGUGACAAGCCCUACAUUGCUCCCACAGACCUGGAGCACAGGCAUGCCAAGUACAAGCAGGACUCAGUGCAGCAGUUCCGGUCAGUCAAAAAAAUGGGUGGGGAGGAUUUCUGCCGGCGAUAUCAGGAGCAGCUUGAGGCUGAGCUGGAUGAGGCCUAUGCCAAUUUCGUCAAGCACAACGAUGGAAAAAACAUUUUUUAUGCUGCCCGUACACCAGCAACAUUAUUUGCAGUGAUGUUUUCCAUGUAUGUUGCAUCCAUGUUGACCGGUUUUCUUGGCAUAAACUCUGUAGCCACAAUUUGUAAUUUCAUCAUGGGUAUAGCACUGGUGUGUCUGUGCACCUGGGCAUACAUCAAGUACUCUGGCGAGUUCAGAGAAGUGGGCAGCAUGAUUGACCAGGUGGCAGAGCUGUUGUGGGAACAGGUAAGUGUUUUAAAGAUUCUUAUAGCUUUCUGUUUAAUCUUGACUUUCUCUCUGUCCACUCUUUUUGUCUUGAUGGGUCUGACUUUGGCCAAAGUCUAUCUUUGUACACGGUGGAAUUAUAGAGGGCUGAUUUUGAGUCUAACAAACUCAAAAUCAUUUUUGCCUUGUCUUCCUCUUCUAGCUCUUCAGGUCAAUGUCCAUUGACCACGUAGGACAUGCCAAGAAAGACACUAGAAUUUAGAACUUUGUUAUUUUUAACAGAACAAAACCCACUGACAGCCCAUUUGGCUUGCACUUCAUGCUGCUUUACCAAGGGAGUCAAAACAUGGGUAAACCUACAUUUAGGUUAACUUUUCAGAGUUUCUUGCUUUUGAAAAAGACAACUUACCAUCUCCAAAUGUCUAGUGUAUUCCUAUACUAGUGGACUAGAUUUCUACAGAGUCUUGAAAUUGUAAGUGUGAUUUAGAAUAUAAUUUUUUCUCAUUUUUGGAAAAAAAUAUUUCCAUUAAUGACAGACAUCAGUGAUGGAUAAAAUAAUAAUUUUAAUGAGAGUAGAAAUUUACAGAUGAACCUACACCACUAUGCCAAUUUCCAGCAAAAAUAAGGGUUUGUUCAGAAAUAAGAGGAAUGGUACCCAUGAAAUAUUGGUUUAUGCAGCAAUUUUCAUAGUCAAUUUUCAAAGACAUAGAGAUAGACAAGUCAUAAUGGAAUAGGCAUGCAUAUCUCAAAAGUGAAAAAAAAAUAUAUCUGACUGACAUUUUUGUAUGAUAAUUAUAAGAUGUCAGUAUUGUUAAAUGUCUUGUUUUCACCAUUUUGACAGCAACAUUGUGGCUGGAUGUAUCAGAAAGUUAGAUGCAUUCAACCAAAUGACGUUGUCAAUGGACACUGGCCUUUAGAUUGUUAACUCAAUAAAUUUCCCAUCUUUAUUCUUUUUUUCCUUCUCAUCUUUGUGCUACUUAGAGGACUCCUAGAAAGGUGAGCUGUUGAUGUCUAUGGGUUGAAGGGUUCAUUCAUUCAUUUAUUCAUUCAUUAUUCAGACAGGGCCGUAUUCUCCCGUGCGUGUAAGGCUAAGUUAAGACUAAAGGAUUUCAGCUCUGAUUUUUAUAUGAGGUAUGCCGUAAAGCAGUCGAAUUUUGUAGUUCUUUUUGUGCUCGGGUUACUACCCGCACCCAGAAGUUCCGUAGUGCCAGUAAAAACGAUACAGACCCCGUCAGGCUAUGGCAUACGUGUCAUUCAACCUGUUGUAAGUCGAUGUACGAUAUUAUAAAGGUUGAAAAACUCCAUAGUGUUGCUUUAAGCUGUGCUUUAUAUGAGUCUCUCAGAAGUAAAGAUGUGGAGGUAUUUAUCACUCUGUAAAUCUGUGUGUGCGCAAAUGAUCAGGGAUGCAAACACGGCGCUUUUCGGCGCCUCCCGCUUUUUUCACGUCAGUUUGGGUGACUUGUGUGAAUCGUGCAGAUCCGAAGAGUUUUUUUUUUAAUGGGGGCUGAUCAUCAAGGAUGCUUUCCGGCGACUCUAGCUUUUUUCACGUCAUCUACCGCAGGCUACAAGAGGAACCAGAGCGUUUCUCAUAUAUAUUGGGUUAAUGUGCUUCUGAUAACCUCCACUCAUCUUUGAUCAUGUAGCAAAGGAGCUGUAGUCUAUCGUUCUGAUAGCAGCUAAGACAAUAUAGGCUCCGUUAGGAGGCAACUCUCUCAGUUCGCGCUCUUACCUCCGCAGUAUAGCUACUUCAGGUGGAAGUUUUAACACGCAACACGCUGCUAUCUGACUGAUCAUCCGGAACCGUACAAUAAUAAAAUUAUUCCUGUCAGUGACCUAGGCCUAGUAUUUAAUGUUAUGUGGGAAUUGCAAGAAUACGGGUAAAAACUAUUCCUUACUUCAACCACGGAAUUGCGUGUGUCAUUAAUUAAAACGGUAGGAAAACUGAAUGAAAGAAGGCGCCGUUAAUCAACAAAAACGGCACAGAGUCAAAACGUAGGCCUAAUUUAAAGUCCCAGACAUUUAAAGGGACAGCGAUCACUCAAGACAUAGGCCUACAACACGAGUGACGAACAUGAAAUGCUUUGAAUAGCCUACUAAAAAAACACUGCAUUUAUAUGACAACUGCGUAUAGAACCAUUCUAAUCUAGCUAAUGGUAAAUUAAGUAUAUAGCAUUCACAUAUAAAGCAUUCAAUAGCCUGAUGAAAACUUGUUCAGUCAGUUAAAUUGCUCUCAUAAAAGGAACAGCAGGCCUACAGAAUAUUCCAAAUAGGCUAGUUUCCUUUCACUUCGACUGCAACAUAUGAGUUAAACCAUGUUCAAUUCAAAAGCAUCUGGCAAGUGACAGGAGGUUUUAGGGGAGGAAAAGAGAAAAAAAGUGUGUUACCUGAUUCCACAGUCAAUGUUCAGUAUUUGGCCUAUAAUUAAGCCUAUAAUAUUUGGCAUUUUUGAAUCCAUGAAAAUUAAUCAAAAUCUAUAAUUUCCUAUGAACAACAGACCCCAGUAACACAUGGAAUUGCUAAAAAUUUUGAAGGAUCGAAAAUAAUCCAAUCAUUGGCUUAAAGAAUCAAUAUUGUAUCGAAUUGUGAUUAAACUUGUGAUUUACACCCCUAUAUGGCAUCCUUACAAUUAGGAAAGGUUUUUGGGAAGUAUUUCUCAUGCAAGCACUGUGCAACCAUGCUGAGUAAUGCAAUGAAAUCAUUGUAAUAGUUUGCAAUUUUGCAUUAGUAAAGCAGUCCACCGAUGUGCAUGUUUUCACUUACUGCUUUAUUUUCAAUUGUGCAACAACAAGACCAUAACAAUGAUAAUGGUUUUAUAUAUCCAUAAAGAUACAUUUCUGGAACUA
This is a messenger RNA of Alosa alosa (allis shad), 4501 nucleotides long. RefSeq lists its product as uncharacterized. Lineage: Eukaryota; Metazoa; Chordata; Actinopteri; Clupeiformes; Clupeidae. The record is from RefSeq and is a predicted model, not a curated record. The transcript is spliced from 12 exons. The coding region runs from base 147 to 1883 and encodes 578 amino acids. Gene Ontology annotation, biological process: protein homooligomerization; endoplasmic reticulum organization. Gene Ontology annotation, molecular function: GTP binding; GTPase activity.